Molecule: messenger RNA, 5877 nt
Organism: Helicoverpa zea (corn earworm)
Lineage: Eukaryota; Metazoa; Arthropoda; Insecta; Lepidoptera; Noctuidae
Gene: Klp61F
Product: kinesin-like protein Klp61F
Exons: 21
Coding region: 127-3543 (1138 amino acids)
Biological process (GO): mitotic spindle assembly; microtubule-based movement
Cellular component (GO): nucleus; spindle microtubule
Molecular function (GO): plus-end-directed microtubule motor activity; ATP binding; microtubule binding
Source: RefSeq, a predicted model, not a curated record
UUGAAGCCCACCGUUCAACGGAUUUUCUGACCAAUUCAAAGCAUUGACGCGUUUUUAGCGAAAUUAUUUAAAAAACAAUUAUAGUGAAGUGUUUAUUUGCGAUUAUUAUAUGUGUAUUGUGUCAAGAUGACGACGGAUAAAACUCGGAAGGAGAAGAAUCAGAACAUCCAAGUAUCUAUUCGAUUAAGACCUCUGAACCAGCGUGAGAAGGACAUCAAGUCUCUUGGCGUGAUCGAUGUAGUGAACAACCGAGAGGUAGUGGUGCGCACAUCACAGCAGUCCUCACUCACUAAGAAGUUCACCUUUGACAGAGCUUUCGGCCCCUCUGCUAGUCAGGUCCAAGUAUACCAAGAGGUGGUAAGUCCUCUGAUUGAGGAGGUCCUCAAUGGCUACAACUGCACAGUGUUUGCGUACGGCCAGACUGGCACGGGCAAGACCCACACUAUGGUCGGAGAGCACACUGGGACUGACACACAUUGGCAAAAUGACCCGCUAGCCGGUAUAAUUCCCCGUGCUCUCUCCCAACUGUUCGACGAGCUCCGACUCACCAACACGGAGUACACAGUACGAGUCUCCUACCUGGAGCUGUACAAUGAAGAACUCUUUGACUUGCUGUCCACCUCGGAAGACAACUCUAAGCUCAGGAUCUAUGAAGAUGUCACGAGGAAGGGAUCUAAUAUUGUUAAUGGCUUGGAGGAGAUUACAGUAUACAACAAAAAUGAAGUGUACAAGAUUAUGGCCCAGGGACAAGAGAGGAAGAGGGUUGCCUCCACUUUAAUGAACGCACAAUCUAGUCGCUCCCACACCGUCUUCACAAUAGUAGUUCACAUGAAAGAGAACAGCUCCGAUGGUGAGGAACUCAUGAAGAUCGGGAAGCUCAACCUGGUGGACUUAGCAGGGUCUGAGAACAUCAGCAAGGCGGGUUCCGAUAACCCAGCGAAGAAGGAACGGGCGAGGGAGUGUGUCAAUAUCAACCAGUCGCUGCUGACUUUGGGCAGAGUUAUCACGGCGCUGGUGGAAAGGCAUCCUCAUAUACCUUACAGAGAAUCAAAACUGACACGUAUCCUCCAAGAAUCCCUAGGAGGCCGGACCAAGACCUCUAUAAUAGCUACAAUUUCCCCUGGACACAAGGACUUGGAAGAAACCCUGAGCACCUUGGAGUAUGCCCACAGAGCCAAGAAUAUUCAGAACAAGCCAGAAGUUAACCAGAAAAUGACCAAAAAGGCGAUUAUUAAGGAGUAUGCAGAGGAAAUUGAUAGGUUGAAGAGGGACUUGCAGGCUGCUAGGGAAAAGAAUGGCGUAUACCUAGCCAAUGAGACUUACGCAGAAUUGACAUUAAAAGAUGAAGAGCAACGCAAAGAGAUCCAGGAGCUACUCCUCAAGAAGAGAGCCAUGGAGGAGGAACGCGAUCGCAUGGAGGCCAUCUUCGACGAGCUCAACCGCAGCUUGGAGGCCAAGAACCGUGAGCUGGAGACUACGGUCGGCCAGCUCGAUAAUACUAAGAAGGAAUUGGCCAGUACUAGCCAGCAACUGUCCCGCACCCGCCAAGCUUGUGAGGAGCAGCAAGUCCUGGUGUCGGCGCACUGCAGCACGGAGCUGACCCUGAGCGGCCAGGCGCGGGACCUGCUGGCCACCGCCGACCUGGCCAGCAGCCACGUCGCCAAGCUGCAGGACACUGUCGACCGCCGCAAGAAUGUGGAAUCAACCAACUUGCAGAUAACGAGCACCUACAGACAGGAAUCUGAACAGCAACGCAACAACAUCAGCUCAGGGGUGCAGCACUUUGCCGACACUGUCAACGAGGCGUUCAAUAACUUGCACACUGCGAUAGACACAUUCGGCGCAUCGAGCUCUCAGACGCAGGAGCAGAACAAGCAACAGCUUGACAACCUGGUGCAGACCUUCAUUGACACUAUGAAUCAGAUAAAAUCAGCGACAUCAGAAAGUCACAGCACGCUAGUAAACUCAGCAGCCAGCCACCGCUCCGAGCUGCAGUCAUCAGUGCAGUCCCACUGCAGUGCAGUCCGCAGCACGCUGGCCGCGUUCCUGCACAGCUUCGUCACGUCACUGCAGCAGGCGCAGGCCGUCGAUGUCAAGGGGAAUGUCGCGGCUUUUGUGCAGCAGUGGUACGUGGGUGCGGCAGAGCGCGUAUCGUCGCUGCAGCGCGCGCACGAGGCGUGCGGCGCGCGCGCGGCGGCGCGUCGGGAGCAGCGCGGCAGAGCCUACAGGCAGCAGAGAGACGCUAGGAAAGCGCAGCUAGCUAGACGCGCUAACAUCGCACAGGCUUCACAUCACGAAUUAGAAGAAGAAACAGCCAAACUUCAGAACCUACUCACAAAACAACUGUCAGACAUAGAAUCUGAACGUCAGACCACAGAAAGCAGACUGCAACAGUGGAUGGAAGAAAAACGCAGACUUUUGGAGGAAGAAAUCGCGAAACAUGUAGCUAUUGAAAAACAGGCUUCAGAAGAUAGACUCGCUAAGAAAAUAGCUGAGAUUGAGGUGCUGCAGAAAAUAUUGGAGGAGAGGAUGGAGCACUACAAAGAAAGACAGAAGGAACAGAUAGAAGCUGACCAGAAAGAGUUGGAGAUGGCAGACACAGAGUUUGAGGAGUUCGAGAAGGAGGGAGAGGAGUGCGCUAAGGAUAUCAAGAAAUAUGGCAAGGAGUUUGAAGAGAAUACAAAUGCAAUCAACGUGGACAUGGAGAUAUUCAGCAAGAACGUGGUGGAAGUGGUGGAACAUAUCAACAACGAGAUGCUGCGGGUGCUCGAACAGAUACGAGUGCACACUGAGCAAGAAGUACAGAACGUGAUAAGCCAAGACGAACAAACGAGCCAACAGUUUGUGCAAGCUGCCGACUCCACGCUAAAUACUAUGUUGGACAACACUAAGCAGAUCACUGACGAACUUGUUACUAAUGUUGAGACGAACACACAGACAGCAAUCCGGCAACUAUCAUCCGUGGCGACGUCCACGGGCGACUUGAUCUCCCAGCUCCGCUCGCAGGUGUGGGCGCACAGCCACGCCUGCGCCACUGCGCGUGCGCACGUGCGGGCGGCGCGCGCGCAGCUCCGCGCGGCCCUAGCCACGCAUGCGGAGUUGGAGGCUAAAUAUCUCACUGAAGAGUAUAAGGUGUAUGAGCCUACAGGAGCAACCCCCAACCGCAUCGAGUACCGCUACCCGCGACAGCUGGCCGCCACCUCGCCGCACGAGCGACUGCUCGCCCGCUUCCGCGCCAUGCGGCAGGGCAGCCAGGAUGAUGACUGCAUAGUAGUAGAAUCCGACACAGAGACCCGUCCGGCCAGUGACUCUGAAUGCUCCACAUCCGAGGAGUCAGUGUUCGCGGCGCCGUCCCCGCCCGAGCCGGCCAGCAGGAACCCGCUCGUCAAGAGCACCUCCGAGACUGACAUACUCUAUACUAUCAACAAGCAACGAGAAUAUGCCAAAGAGAACGGAGACCGUUCCAUUUCAGGCAAGAAACCUUCCAAGCUGCCCGCGCCUUCCUCUCACAAGAAAGUCCUCGCGGAACGGAACGCUAACUGACGACAGUAAAUAUACCAUACUGUUUAGGACUUUGAUAAUGAUGGCGUGAAGGUAUUGUGUUCAAUGUCGAAGUUUGAAAACUCACCGAUAGAUGGCGUUGGGUACGCUUGGCCCUUUGACGUAAACACUUUUUGGUACGGUAAACCUGUUUGUUCAUCAAAAACACUGAAAAGAGUAUUUUUUAACAUUCUGCAUUUCACAAAAAUUACAAUAUAAUAAUGAUUUUUAAUAAUUAUAAUAUUUGUUUAAGAAGUAAAUAUGUAUUAGUAAUGGGUUUAUGCUAUUGUUUGUACGUAUGCAUAGUUAAUUUUAUUAUUAUAUGACAGUCGGACUAAACAGAAAUUAUAUAGAAUUUGACGAGAGUUAAAACAUUAUGUAGUAUGUGUAUUUUAACGGAAACUUAAUUUAACUGCAUAAAAUAUUAUAUUUUAUUACUUUAGAUAUGUUUUGAUUGUGUGUGGAACUGCAUGAUUAUUUAAAUUCAAAUGAUUGAGUAAUAAUAAUAUUUAUCCAAUUAUUAACUUUGAAUUCUAUUUCCUUUAUUCUAACUCUAAUAACUACAGUAUGUAGUUUAAAAAUACUUGACUUAGUUUCUUUCUACUUUACAGAAAAGGUAAUUAAAAUUAGAAAAUUUACUAAAAAUGUACUUCUGUCUUAAUGUGUGAACAAUAGUUAUUCUUUGAAUACAAUUACUAAAAUUAUUUGGACUUAUUUUCUGUAAUGUACUGGUUACACCAAAAAUACAUUUUGCCUUUAAAUAGAAAAUGCUUUUCUAUUACAAUUUUCAAAAAGUAUUUGUUUCAUAAAUUCCUUUCAAUUAUGAUUAAUUAAUUUUGUAUUUUAUAAAGUAUGUAGUUUUAAUGUCACUAUUUUAUUUUAAGGUUUAUAAUGUUUGCUAUAUUAUUUUAGAUGAUUAUAUUAUUUAGCUUGAACUUGUACUGUGUAUCGAUAUUAAUUAGUUAGUUACAACACUAUAUUAUUGACUUUAGAAUAGUUCAUAACUAAGAUUUUCGAAGGACAAAUAGUAGCUUGAUUCAAAGUUUAUAAAAAUCUCCAAUUAGUAAUACAAAAUCAAUUAAAAUGUCAAUAUGUAAAAAAUGAAGAUUUUCAUUUAAAUGAUACUGGGUUAUAGGUAAAACAUUAACAACCUCUUAGGACCAUAUUACUAAUAUCAUAAACUAAAACUUUUGUUCUAUGACUUUUAAUAAUUCUCAAAUUUUCACUCAAAAAUUAAAACAUUUCAAGUGUACGCUUUAAAAUUUACGAAGUCUAUGCGAAGCAAAAGAAAGGCUAGUUAGGUAAACAGUAGUACAAAAGACAGCGGAGGGGAGCGGGGCUUGGGCGGCGGGGGAGCGUUUGAACUUGACCUAUUCACGAGCGGCCGACAGUCGGUUUUAUGCGCCCGCGUCGCCUCAUACGUGUCCUUGUAGCGAAAUUCGGUAGUGCGAACGUAACUAUCUUUACAGUAUGGCGUAUCGAUAUUCAAAUGUCGAGUACACGGACAUGGUGCGAAUGCUUGCUAGGUGUGAUGACAAUGUUUCGGAAGCCUGUCGCCAAUACGCCAUACGAUUCCCAAACAUCCCUACACCUCGCUGAGUGACAAUGCUAGCCGCCACACAGCGGUUACGAGAUUACGGGCAAUUCCGAAAUGCCAUCAGGGAUAGUGGUCGUCCACCGAGGCACACAGUACGUGAAGAAGACGAUAUUUUGCUUUUUUUUUAUUUGACCUUUUCGUAAAAAGGCGGGAAAUCGUAGCGUAGCGAGUUACCAAUUCAAAAGUAUGACUAGAUACGAGAAUAGUGCGCGGGAGGCGUGGGUAGGUAAAGAUCUUGCAUUCAUUUCAAAAGUGUAAACCCUCCACCAAACGAAUUUAUUGUAAUGUGUGAUAAUCUCGACUCGUCCACACACUCUAAGGUCGACUAAUCGCUCGACUGGUCUCAAUCGGGCCUUUAGUUGGUGAAGAAAUGGUAGGGGCGUGCAAAUUUUAUCAAUAUAGCAAAAUAGAGUUGAAAUGUGUUAGAUAGAACAAUGAAAUCUUUCAGGUUUGUUUUUGGCAAAUGUAUUAUGUUUUAUAAAAAGUCCUAGAACAAAAGUUGUAGUUUAUGAUGUUAGUAAUACAGUCCUGCAAGGUUGUUAGUGUUUUACCAAUAAGCCUGCAUAAUUGAAAACGGCAAAAUUAGUGCAUAGUCGCUCAAUGAUGUCUAAUAUGAUAGUAUGUAUUAGUUUGGUAAAAGCUCUUAUAUAAAAGUACAAUACAAAGCGGAUAUUUGAUAUAUUUAUGAACAACGCUUUUCUGAAUGCUCUCAAUAAAGUAUAAUUGACUAAAAUAGGAAA